Musa acuminata AAA Group (dessert banana) is the source of this 2065-nucleotide messenger RNA. Its product is annotated as protein EMSY-LIKE 3. Bases 316 to 1785 code for a protein of 489 amino acids. The record is from RefSeq and is a predicted model, not a curated record. Gene Ontology annotation, cellular component: nucleus. Gene Ontology annotation, biological process: defense response to fungus. The transcript has 10 exons. NCBI's taxonomy places the organism in Eukaryota, Viridiplantae, Streptophyta, Magnoliopsida, Zingiberales, Musaceae.
UCCUUUGUCUCGAACCCUUCUCUUCCCUCUCUCCCUCGAUUCGAUCCGCUUCCUCGCUCCACCGUUCUCCAAACCCUCCGCGAUUUGUUCUGGCGCGAUUCAUUUCUCGUUCAAAUCUGCUGCCAGCUUCCAAUUCGGUUAAUUUACUUCGAUGAGUGGAGCAAAUUGGACGCGGAAGGGGCGAAUCACUCGGCUCUCCGGGCAAAUUUGUUCUGGAUGCCGAUAGGGCGCUCACUCUUCACACGUUGAUUUGGUUACGGCGCGUCCGAACAGCUGACUUGGAGAUAACUCUUGCUUGACCGACCGUAUCGAUCGAUGGAAUAUGGACCUUCAGAUAGUAGCGGCACUGAUGAUGAUCUUCCACCGACUCAUCAUAAUAGGGGUGCAAGAGGAGGCCAUGUGAGUGGCAAUGGCAGAGCCAUAGUUGGUGCUAUUGUAUAUCCUAGGUUACAGAAUGAUAUGGAGGUACAAAUCCAUCGGCUCGAGCAAGAAGCAUACACUUCAGUUCUUCGAGCAUUUAAGGCUCAAUCCGAUGCCAUCACUUGGGAGAAGGAAAGUCUUAUAACUGAGCUUAGAAAGGAGCUGAGGGUGUCGGACAAGGAACACAGAGAACUAUUGAGCAGGGUUAAUGCUGAUGACAUUAUUAGGAGGAUACGGGAAUGGAGGCAGACCGGUGGACUUCAAACUGGAAUGCUUACAAAUGCUCAACCAGAUGUUGCCGCACCCAGUCCUACUGUAUCAGCAUCUCGAAAGCGGCAGAAGACGUCACAGCCUAUACCUUCUCUCUCAAUAGGUGCACCAUCUCCUGCACUACAAUCGCAACUUGGUGCUCCCAUGCAACCAUCAUCAUCAGCUGCAAAAAGGGCAGCUUCUGCAGGAACCAAAUCCAAGAAGCCUAAAUCGGGUCGGACAUUGCCUGGUGCAUCUUUGGUGAAGUCCAUGAAAUACCCAUCUGCAGGUCCUAGUGGAAGGAGCCAAGUUGCCAAUAGGAAUUCUUCUGGUGUUCUUGUGGCAGGUGAACCUGCUGAACCAGCAUCAUUUGAUCCACUAAUUGGGCGGAAAGUCAUGACUAGAUGGCCUGAAGAUAAUAACUUCUAUGAAGCUGUUAUAACUGAUUAUAAUCCAGUCGAGGGUCUGCAUGCUCUAGUUUAUGAUAUACACACAAAGAAUGAGACAUGGGAAUGGGUCAAUCUCAAAGAGAUUUCUCCUGAAGACAUAAGAUGGGAGGGAGGUGACCCAGGUAUUACUCAUCGGUCUGGUCAAGGUCCACAAGGCCGUGGAGUUAAGAGGACCACUGGUCGUGGUGGUUCCAUUCCAAGUGCAGGAAAGGGAAGAGGAUCUCUGAAGAAUCAGAAGAAGCGAGAUUUUCCUCCGUCCCAAAAUGGCAUCAGCAAGAAGGCCACCGGUGACAUAGAAAUACUCGACACCAACACAUUAAUAAAGGAAGUGGAGAAGCUUCUUGGUGCAAGUCAUCCUGAUCCUCUUGAGUUUGAGAAAGCCAAGAAAAUGCUGAAAGAGCAUGAACUAUCAUUGAUUGAUGCGAUUGCAAGAUUAGCUGAUGCCUCUGAUGGAGAAAGUGAAGAUGCUGAACGCCAGUUCUCAUAUGGCCAAUCUAUGGACCGAGAUCGAGGAUGGAGGGAUCGUCAGUAUGGUGGGAACCCACAUGGAGCUGAUCAUGAUGAUGACAUGGCUGUCGAAGGUGGAGAAGGCUCUGAGGGCGAUCGAAUGGUCGCUGGUGGCGUUUCUAUGGGUUACCACCGUGGUGGCAACGAUGAUGACCUGUAACUUAUGCCCAAGUUGUAUCAAUAGCUUCCAUCGCCUGGGAUGUCCAUAGUGACCCCCCUGGUUAUGUGAAAUGUUUUUGCUAAGAUUUACUCCCUACGCAUGGGAAAUUAAUGGUGCCUUCGUCGUUUGUCGAGAACAACUCUUGGAGGGGUUAGUCACUGUAAGGUUAGUGCAUGCUGGGGAAAUCUGUGCCUCUGUAAAUUAUUUCAUGAAUGGUCGACGUCCUUUUCUAAAGUCCUUUUUUUCUAGUGAAGGGUUCGGUUCCUGGUUGUUCUGAUCA